AUGGUCAGAAGCCUUCUUCUGGCGUUCCUGUUGGCGGCAGGAUCGGCCAUCUUGAUCAAGGGUGUCGAUUUCACCAAGCUCCCGCUACCAUGCCUGCUCCCCAUCGUCGACGUCGACCCUGCCAAGUACCCGGUGCCGGCUCCAUGGACCGGCGAGUUUGCCAAGAACACGAGGCUGCGGCAGUCCAAGCGCUUGUUUGAGGGCCAGAUCAAGGGAUCAGAGUCGAUCGCUGUAUCCAGGAACGGCACGGUCUACCUGCUGGACGGCAGCGGCUACCUCAAGGUCGCACAUGGGAGCACGCGGCAACCCCUGGAUAUCACAAUCGACGCCCAGCCCCAGGCCUACCUGGGUCCUGGGCGCCCGCUGGGGUUCCACCUGGACGGCGACGAUGACCUGUACAUCUGCAACAGCCUCCUGGGCCUGACGCGGCUGCCAGAUGGCGCCCGGGCCCAGCAGCUCCUGGCCAACAGCGUGCCGGGCGCCGCACCCGGUUCCUUCUCCCCCAUUGCCUACGCCGACGACCUGGACAUCCUCCUCGGCGGCGACGUGGUGUUCUCCGACGCCUCGGCCAUCCCACCCGCGCUUGGGCGGGCCGGACGCUAUGACACCAUGCGCUCCUACGUGCUCACCGUGCUGCAGGGCGCGCCCAGCGGGCGUCUGCUGCGCUGGCACGCCGGGUCGGGGGAGACCAGUACGCUGGCAGACGGCCUCUGGUUCCCCAACGGCGUGGCCCUGGCGGCGGACGGCAGCUUCGUUGUGGUGGCGGAGACGGUCACGGCCCGCAUCCUGAAGCACUGGCUGGCGGGGCCCAAGGCCGGCACCACUGAGAUCCUGGUGCACAGCUUGCCCGGGUAUCCAGACGGUGUGAGCCGGGCGCCCGACGGCAAUUUCUGGGUGGCCCUCAUCACCGAUCACCUCCCCGUCAUCAACUGGAGUGUGCGCUCGCGCUCUGUGCGCUGGGCCCUGGCUUGGCUCUCCCACUUCCUCCCCGUCCCCAUCAAGCACAUGGGCGCGGCCCUCAAGAUCUCCCCAGAAGGCAAGGUGCUGGAUCUGCUGGUGGACCCUGACGCCCACGUCAUUGGCAGCAUCACCUCGGUGGUGGAGCGCGAUGGCUGGCUGUACAUGGGCUCCUUGACCAACGAUUUUAUUGGUGUGCUGGAUCUCAGCAAGGCUUCCUGA
Molecule: messenger RNA, 1179 nt
Organism: Auxenochlorella protothecoides
Lineage: Eukaryota; Viridiplantae; Chlorophyta; Trebouxiophyceae; Chlorellales; Chlorellaceae
Product: Adipocyte plasma membrane-associated protein
Exons: 6
Coding region: 1-1179 (392 amino acids)
Biological process (GO): biosynthetic process
Molecular function (GO): strictosidine synthase activity
Source: RefSeq, a predicted model, not a curated record